CUGAGAACCACCCACCUGUCCAACCGCGGCGUAACUUGGCGCCAAUCGACUUGCGCCGGUGCAAUGCCGGACGUGUGGCGCCGUUUGGCCGAGCAAGAUGAUGAGUAUAUCAUCUACCUGAAGGUUUGUGCAGCCAUAGCCCUCGGAGGCCUCUCGGCUGUAUUUAGUGGCUUGAACUUGGGGCUGAUGUGCUUGGAUGCCAAUCAGCUACAACUCCUGGUCAAGGCCGCAGGGAAUCCGGAGGCAGAUGAAGAGGCCAGGAGGCAGGGGAGAUGGGCCAAGCGGAUCUAUCCCCUGCGGAAAGACGGCAACCUGCUCUUAUGUACAGUUCUCCUGGGCAAUGUCAUGGUGAACUCCUACUUCGCCAUCCUCAUGACCGAGUUUUGGAGCGGCACCGCUGCCUUCAUCGUGAGCACCUUGAUCCUGGUGACCUUCGGAGAGAUCAUUCCACAAUCGGUUUGCUAUAAGCAUGGUUUGAAGAUUGGCGCCAGCCUGGUGCCCUUCGUGAGCUUCUUUUGGUAUUUGUUGCUUCCCAUCGCCAAGCCUUUGGCCUUGAUUUUAGAUUGCCUCUUCGGAGAGGAGAUGGGCCAAGUCUUGGAUCAGAAGCAGUUUAUGACCCUUAUCGAUUACCAACGGAAGCAGGCCCCGCACUUGAUCACUGAGCAAGAAGCCAAGAUCUUGCGGGGGUCCUGCAGCUUCUCCACCAUGACUGCGCAAAACAUCAUGGUGCCCAUGGCUGAGUGCUUCUGCCUUGAUGCCCAUGCGGUGAUCAACCCGGGGCUUUGCGCCGCCGUGGCGGCUGCCGGCCUCUCGCGGAUCCCCGUAAUCGACCGAGACCCCUUGAACCCGAAGCGUCAGUAUGCUGUGGUGGGUUUGAUUCACGUGAAGGAUUUGCUCCUGCUGGACGUCGACCACGAGGUGACGAUGAAAUCCCUGUUGCCAUUGAUUGGCCGUCCUGUGUUCAUCGUGGACGAUGACCGACCACUGCUGGAGCUGCUCGAGGAGUUCCGGAAGGGCGCGAGUCAGCUGGCGGUGGUGCGUGGCAUUGUCAACGAUGAGGACUGCGACCCCUACUUCCGGCACGUGGGGAUUCUCACGCUACAGGAUCUCCUCAAUACCAUCGUUCAGGAAGAUGUCCACGAGCUUGAUGGAGACGACGCUGAGUCGGUCGUCAGCAGCGAGCCCAGUGGGAUGUUCUCCAACGUGCCACGCUUCCACGAGGAGCUCUUGGAUCACAGCACCGCUGUAAGCCACCACGGGCCCUUGGCGCGUGCUCAUCAAACACAAGUGGCACGCGGUCUUUCGAAGGACGAGGUGGUCGCCGCUGCUGCCUUUCUGCGGCAACGCUACGUGUGCUUGUUCGGACAUGUGGGGCAGCCGCGUUUGGAGAACUUUCUGCUGCGGAGCUGCCGCGUGGUGGGCACCGGCGAAGCGCAGGGCACUGCAUUGUAUCGCCGAGGAGAAGGUGCGACCUACGCAGCUUUGGUCAUCAGUGGGGAGGUGAAGGUGUUUGCUGGGAAGGAGGCGCAUGAGUCGAUCCAGGGCCCGUGGAGCUUCCUCGGGAAGCGAUGCCUGGACAUGGUGCUGGAGAAACAGAAGUGCCAGCCAAACUGCGAGAUCUACUGCCCAGACUUCAGUGCUUACACUGCAGAGGCCAAAGACUCAGUGGGAGGCCCACGCCUUCUGCUCAUCACCCCCGACGCUUAUGGCAUGCUCCUCGCGGGAAGCGCGGGGAAUCCCAACGGCGUGCGGAAUGGCUUGAGCUUGUGAUUCUUGGCCAUUUAGCAGCAGUCACACAUCCAGCGUCAUCCCGC
Molecule: messenger RNA, 1814 nt
Organism: Durusdinium trenchii
Lineage: Eukaryota; Dinophyceae; Suessiales; Symbiodiniaceae
Source: the annotation of a GenBank genome assembly